AUGAGGAAGCAGCAGUUUGAUGACGUGGAGGCGGAAAAAGCGGAGGCGAUGAGGAGAUACAACAACCUGAGACGGUUCAGGAACACUGUGCGAGCAGUCGCCGUGGCUUUCUUCUGUUACUUGUGGUUUCCCGCGGUGGCGGUUUCGCUGCAAGCCGCGGGAGCGGUUAUCGUAACCAAUCGCGCGUUCGUCUUCUUCUUCGCUAACACACUCGUCGCUUUGAUCUUCCUCUUGUCUCGCGAUCGUGCUGAUGAAGAGAGCACGAGUGUUGGUAGUAGCACCGAGCCAGAUCUGUACGAUCAGUACACAUCCUUCUCCGUCGUAACCGUAACCGCCUCCGACGAGGAAGCUGUAGACGGUGCUGAUUCGAAAAGGCUGAUCGCUCCGGCGUUUAUCGCGGAGGAGGAGAUGGUGGUGGUGGUUGCGGAGAAGCAGACCGUUCCGGCGUUUAUCGCGGAGGAGGCGGUGGUGGUUGCGGAGAAGCAGAUGGUUCCGGCGUUUAACGCGGAGGAGGUUGUUGUGGAGGCGGCGGCUAAGGGAGACUAUAGGAGGACGAGAUCGGAGAGGAAAAAGAAGGCUAAACGGGAGGUGACGGAGUUUCGGAGGACUGAAUCGGCGGGAUCGGCGAUGGAGAUAGAGAGGUUGAGCAGCGAGGAGUUUCGUUUGAAAGUGGAGACGUUUAUAAUGGAGAAGAAAAGAUCUCUUGUUCUCGAGGAAAACGACGCCGUUGAACGGCUAGACCACUGUUCCUCUGGACUUGAGCUCGUUGGUGGGGCUGACUCUAGCUGCGCGGCCUCGUGCUGA
Molecule: messenger RNA, 804 nt
Organism: Raphanus sativus (radish)
Lineage: Eukaryota; Viridiplantae; Streptophyta; Magnoliopsida; Brassicales; Brassicaceae
Exons: 1
Coding region: 1-804 (267 amino acids)
Source: RefSeq, a predicted model, not a curated record